AUUUAAUAGGGUAAAAUUGAGAUGAAAAUGAAAAAUGUGAAAAGCAAAAUAUUGCAAAAUGCAUGCCUGAAUACAGAUGGAUUUAAAGAUUUUAAGCAGCUGAGGUCUUAUGUAAAGGAUAGACCUACAAGCACCACCAAAUCUCCAAAAGUAACGACUCAGAAGAGCUACGUGAUCCCUAUCAGAGAAUACAUCGACUUCCAGGAAGGGUGCCCUAAGAAGAAACUAUCCAAUAUCUCUUUGAAUAACAUCAGAGAGAGUUUCUCCAAGAAUCCCACUUCUCUGAAGAAUGUAUUAGCCGUUAAUUACAAGAAGAUGAAAAAUCUGGUCGGUAUUAACAAGAGAGCGCUGAUUCGAAAGAAAGGGGUCAGAAACUUGAGCCUAACGAAGGCUUAUCAAGAAUCAGAUAGUGUUUCUAGCAGCAAAAAUGGAGGUAAAAGAGUACGGAAUUUAAGAAGAAGAAGUUUCUGUAGGAAGAGUGGUGGAGAUAACGAACACAAGAACUCUUUUGUAGUUAAAUAACUCAUUCUCGAAGAAUACUGGCAGGUGUGAAGUGUUUGACUCGAGUAGAGUAGUUUUACUUUCAAGUGUUCCUUCAACACAGAAAACAAAAGUAAUUAUUUCAUCCAAUAAAGAUACUCCAAAAAUUGAAAAUAAAGAGAAUCUUUCUGAAGAAUCACCUCACCAGAGAAAGUUUAUUAGUUUAAACAUUACAACUGGCGAGGUUGAAGUAGGAGUAAAAACUGAAGAUUGCUCAAAGAGAACAAACCCUUCCACUCCAGAAGACUCAUUGCAAAGCUUUAGAGAGUAUAGGAAGGCCUCAACAACCCAGGAUAACUAUGUCCCUGUUGAUAAGAUUCUUCAUAAUUUGGUUUGAGACUCAAAAAGCAGUAGAAAAAUGCAUUAUCCCAUCCCAAAAUCAAUGGCAGGACACUUUAAUGCAUCCAAUAUCACCCAAAUCCCCUCUAUCAUACCCCAUCCCAAUCAAUCCACCAAUUGCAAGUCAAAUGUCCACUUUCUCCCAACUUUCCUACCCCAAAACCCAGGCUAUCCCCCCUCCUCCACCCACAAACCAAAGCCUCAAACCUCACCCAACCCCCACAGAGCCCCUCACAGAGCCCCCCACAGAGCCCCUCACGGCACCAUCUCAAAAACCCUCCUCUCCCUAAAACCCCGUCGCAUCGCUCACCCACCCACUCUCCCUUGCCAGGCACGAAUCCCUUCUAAUCCUGUACGCACAAAAUGUAGGAAAGAGUACAACUGAUCGCCUGAGAACUCAGCUUAUGGUGAAGAAAUGAAUAGUUUGUGUAGUAGGAAGUUGAGCUUGGGGCAGAGGCCCAAGGUUGGGAGUGGAGGAGUGGGUGACCAGAGGGGUGGGAAGGACAGUAUUUUCAACCGUUGAGGAUGCAACAUAGCCUAAUCAAUUUCGAAUAUUAAA
Molecule: messenger RNA, 1438 nt
Organism: Moneuplotes crassus
Lineage: Eukaryota; Ciliophora; Spirotrichea; Euplotida; Euplotidae
Source: the annotation of a GenBank genome assembly